CGCGCUAUUGUUAAUGUGUUACGACUUAUGGCUUUAUCAUUCGCGCGGCGACACUCGAGCACUGAAGUAGUGGUGCGAAACGCUUCGUAUAUUGUCGAAUUCUUCCUCUAAACGCGAUCGCGACUAAUAUUGAAGCAUAAUUCGCUAUGAUUAUUACAAAAUUAAAUUUUGAUAAACGACACGAAACUGUAUCGCGAUGAUAAAUCAUUUUUUUUGAAGCGCUGUGCAUACGAUUGUUCCGCGAUUGGGAAAGCCGUGCAAAGUGUCCCGCGAUCAUCACGUAUUCAAUUAAUCAUAAUUAACUGUGUUUUCGCGAGUAAGUGUAAGUGCUACGUGGAUACAGCAAAGGAACGAAAUAGGAGAAAAGAACUUCGGAAAAGCAUCAGACAACGGAUGAAGCGACGAUAUGCGCACGGAUAUCCACCAACCGGUCGUUUUACCAUGGCAUCAAAUAGUGUCUGGCCAUGUAGUUUCGCUGGCUCUAAAAUGGAUCCAGGUAGCGCCACUGUACUAGCUAGGAAAACGGUCUCACGAAAAACGGCGUCGUGGCCCCUCUCAGGCUUCUCUCUGGUGCAACCGAGAUCCGAGAUGUGUGUUUUCUGAAGACGAUAACUGCUAUCAACAUAAACAUAAUAGGUUGAAAGUACUCAAAAAAAAAAGGGAAAGAAAGAAUAAGUAUAUGAGAAAAAAUGUAUCUCAAUAUUUGGAUGACUGACUCAAAAAGCUGAUUAAUUUAAAUCUAAUGAUAAAUUUUAUACUAUACAUAUUGUGAUCAAAUUUAUUAUUGAUUAAUUAAUUGCUAGAAUAAAUCAAUGCUAUACUAGAAAUUAUUUUAAUAGCUCGUAUUAUAUAUUGCAUUAUAUUUAAAUAAACUUUUAUUAACAUUGAUAUGUUAACUUCAAACUUUGAUGAUAUGUGGUAAUCAGAUGGGGAAGAAAAGAAAUAUUCAACCUCCGCCAAUAAUGCCAGGGCGGAUAAAAGUGGAAAUAAAAGAUGAAAUAGGAGAUAGUGAUGUCUUGGUAGCGAGAGAUCGUUUGAAAGGUGCUCUUCGAGAAUUAUUACAACAUAGUGACACAGGUUCAUCAGCAGACUCAGGCGAAGAAAGUUCUCCUCAGGAUUAUAAACAUUCAAUGAGAAAGAUGACAAAAUCCAUUAAUCUCCAACAACCGCGAAAAGUCAGACGUCGCCGACAAGUACAGACUGAUACAGCAUUUCAUCAUACAUAUGUGAUGAAACUAUUUGAUCGCAGUGUUGAUUUAGCUCAAUUUCGAGAAGACACACCACUUUAUCCCAUAUGUCGUGCUUGGAUGGCCAAUCAACCAAGGAAUCCUAAUUUGGUUCCUAAAGUACGUAGCCCAAGUCCAGAAAUAGUUAAUGAAAUUAAUAUAACAAAUAAUUUAAUUGAUGCUAAUGGAGAGCUAAAUGAUGUCCAUUAUUUGCCAACUCCAUUGCCUCGUGAGGAGGCCAUACCAAGAAAUCGCAUUCCAUCUCCUAUAUUCGGAGAGAAGGAUGACUUAAACUUAGAUUAUGAAGGACAAACUCUCAAAUCACGGGAACAAUUAAUGAAAGAGCAUAUUACACGAUGGAAUGCUAUUCGCAAAAAAUGGCAUCAGCAAGCACAUAAAAAUGAACAACGUUAUAUACAGAGUGCUACUAUACUUAGCACCAUUUUUACAAAGGCGCAAGCAGAGUUUGAAUAGCAGAGAUAUGGCAGUCCAAUGACUGCCAGUUCUUGCAUCACUGAUAAUUACAUUUCUGAUAAUUUUUAUUACGUCAUCAAGGAAUAAUUUCUUAUUUGUCUUAUUUUUCUACAUAAUUUCAUUGGUAAGUGAAUGCAUAAAAUAGGGCUAUAUUUAUACAUGUCUUAUAUGAAUGCAAUUUUUAUUUAUAAUGCCCAGAAGUUGUAAUCAUGUUUUAAUAACAUUACAAAAUAUUGAUUCCUCACUUUAAUACAAAACGACAUUGUAAUACUUGUAAGUUUAUUCUUUUAAUAAAAAUAAACGCAAUAUAUAAUAAUCAAUUUUUGUCUUUAAAACACCAUGUUUUAUAAAGAGCUUAUGUGUACAUACAUAAUCCUCUAAUAUAGUGUAUCAAUCAAAUAACAUACAAAAAUAAAAUUUACUUAUCUCAAAUAUAAA
This is a messenger RNA of Formica exsecta, 2138 nucleotides long. RefSeq names its product protein lin-37 homolog (gene mip40). The record is from RefSeq and is a predicted model, not a curated record. Bases 909 to 1700 code for a protein of 263 amino acids. Lineage: Eukaryota; Metazoa; Arthropoda; Insecta; Hymenoptera; Formicidae. The transcript has 9 exons. Gene Ontology annotation, biological process: negative regulation of transcription by RNA polymerase II. Gene Ontology annotation, cellular component: Myb complex; transcription repressor complex.